UACGCAUGCGCCGCUAUGUGUGCGCGGCGGUUGCAACAAUGGAGGCGGACGUUCGUAGAUAUGACUGGGCUCAGUUUGAGAAAUGCCGAUUCCAUUAAAAUCUCCCAUUUGUGCGUCAUUAAAUUAUAACAGGCUAUAAUAACAUCAGGUGCAGUGACAACGACACGGGCUUUUCACGCUCACUUGAGGGGCGCUUAGUGCUUCUGUUCGGGGCUCUUUUGGCUGCGGGAGCUCCUCCAAUGGUGCUGAUAUUUUUCUCCUUUUGUUACUGAUAGCGUCUUAAGAAAAUGUCUGAGGUCAGCAUCAUGAAGCGCAAGGAAAAGUGCGAAAACUGCACCAAGCAGUGUAACAAGAAACGGAGCGAUGAUGAUGAUGUUAGCUCACAUCAGGAGAGAGAUCAAGUCAAUGGGCAGGAAGGUGAAAGAUCCCGGUUGCUCCUCAGUGCUUGUUUGUCCUGCGAUGGCUGUAUGUCCGAGGAGGAGAGCCAUAAGAUCUCUCAACAGAACUUGGAGGAGGUGGAGCAGGUUUUUGCUCUCAAUAAGAAGUGUGACGUGACGAAGCAUAAAGUGCUGGUGGCAUCAGUGUGUCCACAAUCGCUGCCUUUUUUUGCCGUAAAGUUUGACCUGGACAUCGCAGAGGCUGCCAAUAAACUUUGUGGAUUUCUCAAAAGCCUUGGGGUGCAGUUUGUGUUUGAUACCACACUGGCAGCAGGUUUCAGCAUAAUAGAGAGUCAAAAGGAGUUCGUUCAGAGGUACCGCAGGAGACACCAUGACUCUCAUGCCUUGCCCAUGUUCACCUCCUCCUGUCCAGGCUGGAUCCGCUAUUCAGAGUGUAUCCUUGGAAGUCUGGUCACCCCCCACAUCUGCACAGCAAGGUCUCCGCAGCAGAUUAUGGGCUGUCUUGUCAAAGACUACUUCUCUAAACAGCGGAAGCUGAAUGCUGACAAAGUUUACCAUAUUGUGGUGGCUCCCUGCUUUGACAAAAAACUGGAAGCUGUCAGGGAAGAGUUUUACAACAGUCUACUGGAGAGCAGAGAUGUGGACUGUGUCCUGACCUCAGGGGAGAUCUACCACCUGAUGCAACAGAAGAAAGUCUCUUUGGAGGAGCUGGACUCUGUUCCGUUGGACCAUGUGCUGGGUGAAAGUGGAGAUGUGCCGCUGGUUCGACAUGAAGGCCGCAGUUCUGAUGGUUUUCUGGAACAUGUGUUCAAGCAUGCUGCCAAAGAGCUGUUUGGGCUGGAUGUCUACAAUGUCACAUAUAAAGCUCUUAGAAACCGUGAUUUCCAGGAGGUGACGCUAGAGCGAGAUGGAGAAAUACUGCUGCAGUUUGCUGCAGUCUACGGUUUCAAGAACAUCCAGACCUUGGUGCACCGCAUGCGGAAAGGACGGGUGCCUUACCAGCUGGUGGAAGUCUUGUCCUGCCCAGGGGGGUGCUUGAGCGGCCGUGGUCAAGCAGAGAGUGAGUCAGUGGGCCGGGUGGAUAAAAACCUGGUCCGGCAGAUGGAGGAGGUCUACAGCAGCUUGUCAGUCAGUCUUCCAGAAGUCAACCACACCUUGCAAACACUUUAUCAAGACUGGCUUCAGGGCCAGGAGUCACAGCAAGCUGGAAAGCUGCUGCACACCAAGUAUAAGAGUCAGAGUCCGACCUCCUUACAGCCCCCACACAUGCAGUGGUGAGGAUAAAAGAGCAAUGAUUUAGUUUUACAACUUAAAUGAGGGUACAUCUUUUUUUUGCUUGGGAAUUCGCUUGAACUUCUUCACAAAUUAUUUUGAUACGUUAAGGACCUGUCAGUACAUUUGAAUUGAUCAGGGUUCUUGAAUUGAUGGGCAGAAAUAAUACUUUUGUGUAGACAAGGUCACAAAUGUGAUGUGAUUUAUUGUGGCCAAAACACCAAACAAUUAGCCAACUAAGAAUAGUUUCUUUGAACAUACAUAUUUUUUUCAAAAGUAAUCUACAUUGAACGCACACAUCAACAGUGUCACAAUGAUAAGUAUGCAACAUAAUCAUCCUGAUGUCUCAUCAAACAAUGGAAAAAAUGUGAGUUUUAAGUGAUUGACAUGAUCAGUAUUUUUUUGUAAUGGUACAAGCCUUGGCAGCUUGAUGUACUAGUUGUUACCUCAUAAUAAGGAUUCUGUUCUCAAAUCUCUGUUAGUUCGGAGCAUCUCUGUGUGGAUGAUUGGUAAUGUGUAUGUGCCCUGUGAUUAACCGUCGACCAUGCAGUCAAGGGCGAACCCUGCCUCUUUCUUAAAGUCUGGCGGGGUCGGCUCCAGCACAACUGCGACCCAAAUGAGGACAGAGCACAACAAACCAAGGCAACAUUUUUGUUUUAAUUUAUGUUUACCGAUAAGUGUUCUGUCUUUUAUAAGAUCAAUACAUGCUGAUGACUAAAAAUGUCGGACAAAUGAAA
Molecule: messenger RNA, 2407 nt
Organism: Nerophis ophidion (straightnose pipefish)
Lineage: Eukaryota; Metazoa; Chordata; Actinopteri; Syngnathiformes; Syngnathidae
Gene: narf
Product: nuclear prelamin A recognition factor
Exons: 12
Coding region: 288-1676 (462 amino acids)
Cellular component (GO): lamin filament
Molecular function (GO): lamin binding
Source: RefSeq, a predicted model, not a curated record